UCGACGUGGUGUUGACGUGCAUAGACGAGCAACGACACAAACCAGGUUUUUAACACCCGGGCUGCUCACCGCUAGCUGCUGGUUGCUCUACCACAGCAGUAAUGCCUCACACAGUAGGACAAGUAUUGGCGCGGCAUCGCUUGCCAGGGCACACGAGGGGGGGGGAGGAGGAGGAGGAAGCGGGAAGCGACCACGACGCGCGAGAGUCGUCGGAGCGGUACUUCUCCGCGAGGUGGAUGCUGGAGAGGGAGAGGGCACGAGAAGAAUCGGACGACUGCUCGCAAGCUUUCGCGAUCAUCCCCGUAGUCGGGGUGUGCCUGAUGGUCCUGUACGUGGUAUGGCUGGACCAGGCAUCACAAGGGCUUCUCGUUUGGUUGGCAGGGGGAUCGCCGCUGGCGGAGCUCGUUCCUUUUAAGAUGCUCGGGGAGAUGGUCGGCGGGGGCGAUGAAAUGGCGAUUCCUGGGGCGUACGCAUGACGUUACACCGCGCAUGGGAGUGUUGUGCGGCGGAGCGGAGGGGGUACAGAAUGGAAUGGGCGGUCGGAAAAAGCGCCGUGGACGCCGGUGUAUGCCCCGACGAGGCCUGAAUGCAACAACGCGGAUUGUUUGUUCACGACCACGAAGCCGCUCUGAGAAAGGGGGGCGGUUGAGGGUUGAUCCUCGGGGGGGGGUUAUACCCACCUAACUCGAGAGGGAAGGAGGCGAUGUAUGUUGCGGGGAGGGGGCAUUGUUAAUUCGAGGUGGAACCGGCUGUGUACGAUUAAUUGGGACACAGAGGUGGGCCCUAGCGUGUUAUACUCGAAGCCAUUUGUCGAUAUCAGGAGAGCCGAAAGGUAGAUUCCGGUCAUUGCCUGUUUCUUGCCGCGGGAAAAAGUAGGGGUUUGAUUUGUGGCGCAUAUGGCCCUGGAUUUGUGGCGCAUAUGGCCCUGGAUUUUAGAAAAGAAACGAAGGGGUCGGCGCUCUGUUUGUCGUUGUCGUGGUGAAAGCACCUCACGCGUGUUGAUUGUUGUUGUGGUCCCCCGUUUGGAUGGCGGGGUGCGUUUUUUUUCUGUUUGCUAUUGUAGCGGUCUCGCAUUAGAACGGCGGCCGCCUCCCCGGUGUCGCAGAAAAUAGGCGUGUUGUAUCUCGUGUUGUGCUUUGUGCUUGAUGUUUCUCGUGGUCGCUUGUUUUCUGCUCUGGGUAAUUUUUGGUGAGUUGUGAUAAAUCGGUUGAGAGAAGCUUUGUGGACGAAAACCGCUCUUUUUCUCGUGCGAGCUUCUUCGUGCGUCUUGUUCAUAUUUAUUGUUGUGUGGUCAUCAUCAGCGUUAGCCGUAGGGGCGCGACAAUGCUGUCUAACGGUUUUGUGCUCGCCCGCGCGGCUGUCAACGAGAACCGGUACUUGUUGUUUACACGGAGUGUUUUGUAUAAUCCAGCAUCUCACCUACGUACAGCAGUAGCACACGCAGCCGGGAAUAAACGAGGUUGUUUGAAGCGACACGGGAUCCAGAGCGUUCCGUUAGGGGUUCUUGUGCGAGCGAAGCGUUUGCUCGCGUGAUUUCUCAAGCGGGCACUGUCGUGGUGCUGUUGGGGGCGUCGGGGGGGUGGGGGUAGUAGUUUGUGUCAUGAGAGGACCCCUUGGGAAAGCCAACCCGGUUUCACGUUUUAGGACAAGCGGACUCGGAGACACUUGUAGGGACUUGGAACUACGGGAAGACGAAUACAUGUAGUGAUUCUGUAUCACUUAAGAAUAGUGUGGACUGGGUGAGUGUCCGUGGAACAAUGACGUGGAAUGGAUGGGUAUGUGAGGUUCACCAAAGGUAGUGGAAAAAUCUAUGAGCAGGACGGACACGUGCGGGGGAGAGGGCAGGUAGUGUUGGGAGCUCUAACAAAAAUUUCUUUUUGUAUGC
Ectocarpus sp. CCAP 1310/34 is the source of this 1885-nucleotide messenger RNA. The record is from the annotation of a GenBank genome assembly. NCBI's taxonomy places the organism in Eukaryota, Phaeophyceae, Ectocarpales, Ectocarpaceae.